Neurospora crassa OR74A is the source of this 1222-nucleotide messenger RNA. RefSeq lists its product as hypothetical. The record is from RefSeq and is a predicted model, not a curated record. The coding region runs from base 155 to 901 and encodes 248 amino acids. Gene Ontology annotation, cellular component: mitotic spindle pole body; DASH complex; mitotic spindle. The transcript has 2 exons. Lineage: Eukaryota; Fungi; Ascomycota; Sordariomycetes; Sordariales; Sordariaceae. Gene Ontology annotation, biological process: mitotic sister chromatid biorientation.
GUCAACCAAGUGAACACCACCAUCUUCGGUACCUUAUCACCAACGUAAACACAAGAGAGACCAUAACCGGCCCAACACCGCAUCUAUCCAGACAUUGCAUGCCGCAGUCAACGAUUCAAAUUCAAAAAAAAAAAAAAAAGACCAAGACCAUACCAUGCCCGACUCCCAAACCCCCGCGCCACAGCGCUCCACCUCCCGCCCUCGCACCCCCAACCGACCAACAACUCCCCUCCGCCCCUCCUCGCGCUCCUCACUGCGCGAAUCCGCCCGCGAAUCCAUCCAUGGCUCCAGCGCUUCCUUCCCGCUCAACGCCUUUGAGCCCGCCUUCGCCGAGCUGGCCGACGCCAUGGCGGACCUCGAAGCCAACAUGAUGCAUUUCCAGCUGAUGCACGAAAGCCUGGCCCGGUUCAGCGAGGACUUUGCCAGCUUUUUGUACGGGUUGAAUAUGAAUGCGUUCUGUGUGGACUUUCCCGAGGGACCGUUGACGGAGAGCUUUAAGAGGAUGAAGGAGAAGGAAGUGAGGGAGGCUGCUGCUGGUGGUGGUGGCCAGGGACAGAAUAACAUGGAGACUGGGGUCAUGGGGACGGGGACUGGGAUGAUGGCGACGGUCAAGCAGGAGAGGGAAGGGUUUGAUGGGGAGACUACGUUUAUGACCACCGAUACCUCCUUCGUCGAUAACCCCACUUCCAACAUCUCCGGCCCUACACCGCGAAAACCAUUGGUGGCGCCCAAGACACCUGCCCCAAGACAGUCGAGGGUGCCCGCACCGUCCGGAACGACAAGAGGCACGAGUGGAAGAGGUGUUGGUCGUGGUGUUACGCCCAGUUCUCGAACGACAAGCCGCGGUGCUAUUACUAGGAGUACAUCGAACGGGCGAGUUGGAGGGAAAGGCUUGAGGUGAAGACGACGAUGUUGCGAUCCAGAGAUUGACGCAUGUUAUGAGUAAUGAGGAUAUGAUAUCGAUACCCAUGGCGAAGAAAGGAUAGAGAUGCGCGCAACUGGUUUCGUAUCGAUAGGGGUCAACCGGACGACUUUUGGUCCUUGGAGAUGGUAUACCCUUGCUCCACGAAAUUGAGCAGGAACAUACAGAACCAUGUCGCCGAUGGUACGAUCAUCCAAAUGGCACUAGCUGUCUCGAGGGCAUCAUCUGACCACAACAUCACGCCUCGGUCGCCUUGUUCAAAUGCGUCUUCACCCUCUCAAGACACUCCGCCUCGCCGCC